AUGGAAGCCCCACAGCCAACGGGUUCAAAGACCACCAACAUCAGAAGCAUCUCAGGAGUCUUUGUGGAAGCUUCUGGCAAGACCAUGAGCCUGGCACAAGCUCUCCAGGACCACCUGAUCCAACCGGAUGUUGCCCUGGCCCUCCUGGAAGCCCAGGCAGCCACAGGUGGCAUCGUUGACCUGGAGGGCGAGCGGCUCCUCCCUGUGGCGGAGGCCCUGGCGGUGGGAUUGGCGGGGCUGGAAAUGAAGGAGAAGUUGCUGUGUGCAGAGCGGGCAGUGACGGGUUUCCCUGACCCCUACACAGAGGAGAAGAUCUCCCUCUACCAAGCCAUCCAGAAAGAGCUGAUCGGAAGAAAGCUGGGCCUGCAUCUCCUGGAAGCCCAGAUAGCCACCGGAGGGGUCCUUGAGCCUGUCUCUGGCCAUCGCAUCUCUCUGCAAGAGGCCUAUGCACGGGGCUACUUGGACGAGGCCUUGGGUGGCUCCCUCUCUGACCCGGGCAACGAGGAGGCCCAGGGCUUCAGGGACCCUAAUACCGACCAGAGGGUCCCCUACGCAGAACUGAUGAGGAGGUGUGUUGCAGACCCAGCCAAAGGCCUGCUCUUGCUGCCUCUCAAGAUCUCUUUCCCUGGACUGAGAGGGGCCGUGACUAGCCAGGAGCUGCUGAAUUCUGGAGUCAUGGACUCCGCUACCUUUGAAGCCCUCCAGAAGGGGGAGAUGACUGUGCAGGAAGUGGCAGAGAUGGACGUGGUGCAGCAGUCCACGUCGGAGAUUGCCAGCAUCGCUGGAGUAGCCGUCCUUUCAACGAAUGAACGCAAGAGUCUUUACCAGGCCUUAGUGGAGCACCUCCUUCCUCCUGGCGUGGCUGAAAUUCUCAUGCAGGCUCAGGUGGCCUCGGGCUAUUUAAUUGACCCUGUAAAGAAUGCAAAAUUAACGGUGGCCGAGGCCGUCCGGGCAGGAGUUGUUGGGCCAGAGCUCUUUGGGAAAUUGACUGUAGCCGAGAGAGCUGUCACGGGAUACAAAGAUCCCUACACAGGGGAGACCAUCUCUUUGUUUCAAGCCAUGCAGAAACACCUGGUGCCCAGAAACCAAGGCCUUUUCCUGCUGGAUGUCCAGCUGGCCACUGGAGGCAUCAUUGACCCACAUGCCCAUCACCGGCUUCCUACAAAGACGGCCCUGCAGAGGGGCCAUUUGGAUGAAGAGACGUACAAGCUGCUGUGCAAACCUACGAACGAGGCCCGCAGAUUCUUUGAGCCCAACUCAAAGGAAAAAGUGUCCUAUGGGGAGCUGCUCUUGCGGGGCGUCUCUGAUCCGGAUACCGGGCUCUGCCUCUUGCCCGUUCCUGGAGAUCACAAGAGGAGCCAGACCUUCAUUGACCACAAUACAAAGCUGGCCCUGAAAAACACCACGGUGUCCGUGGCUUCCGGGAGGUUCAAGAGAAGGCCCGUAUCCCUCUGGAAGCUCCUCUUCUCGGAAUACCUGACGGGAGAGCAGAGGAGAACUCUGACACAGCGAUUCUCCUCCGGGUCCCUCUCUGCUCAGCAGCUGGCUGACAAAAUCCGCCUCAUGGUGGAGCAAACCGUUGCCGAUUCCCGAGUCACCUUUGAAGGCCUGAGGGAAAAGGUGACCCCUGCUCAGCUCCUGAGCUCUGAAAUCAUCAACAGAGACUUAUUUGAGAAGUUAACGCAGGGAGAGACCCUGGUCAAGGAGGUGACUAACAUGGCCACGGUGAAGAAGUACUUGGAAGGGACUGGCAGCAUUGGUGGGUUGCUCCUGCCUGACUCCCAGGAGAGACUGAGCAUCUACGAAGCCAAGAGGAAGGGCUUCCUCCGCCCGGGAACGGCACUCAUCCUUCUGGAGGCUCAAGCGGCCACGGGACACAUCAUUGACCCCGUGGCCAAUCAGAGAUAUUCCGUGGAAGAGGCCUUGCGUGGCAACCUCAUAGGUCCAGAUGUGUAUAGCAAGUUGCUGGCGGCUGAGAAAGCAGUGACUGGCUAUAAGGAUCCUUAUACUGGGAACAAGAUCUCCCUUUUCCAGGCAAUGAAAAAAGAGCUCAUCAUCACCAAACAUGCCAUCCGCCUUCUGGAGGCCCAGAUUGCCACCGGUGGCAUCAUCGAUCCUGUCAACAGCCACCGCCUCCCUGUGGAAGUGGCUUACAAACGGGGCUAUUUUGAGAAGAAAAUGAGCCUGAUCCUCUCCGAUCCCAGUGAUGACACCAAAGGCUUCUUUGAUCCAAACACGCAGGAGAACCUAACUUAUCUGCAGUUAAAGGAGAAGUGCCUGGUGGAACCCACCACAGGCCUCUGCCUCCUGCCACUCAACAGCAAGAAGCCCCAACCCCUGGAUGAUGCCACCAAGCAGGCUUUCAGGAGCUCCUGGCUCUUUGUCAAACACGGGCGCUUCCAAGGACAAAGAGUCUCCUUGUGGGAUCUGCUGAACUCGGAGUACUUCAGUGAGGGAAAGAGAAAGGAAAUCUUCAACCACUACCGCCUCAAGAAGCUCACCCUGGAGCAGAUCUGCCUGACUUUGGAAGAGGAAAUGAAGAAAUGGGCUUGCAUCCGGUUCCCAGCAAUCCGAGGGAAAGUCAGUGCUUACCACCUGCUGGAGAGAGGCAUCAUUGACCGGGCCCUCUUGGAGCAGAUCCUAGAUGGAGCGGUGAGCCCAGAGGACGUGCUGCGCCUUGAUUCGGUCCGGAGGUACCUCUAUGGCACGGGAAGCAUAGGGGGGAUUCUGCUGCAGCCUUCCAAUGAGAGGCUGAGCCUCUACGAAGCUAUGAGAAGGAACAUGGUGGUGCCCGGAGUAGCCCUGCCCUUGCUGGAGGCCCAAGCAGCCACUGGAUUCCUGGUGGAUCCUGUGAGCAGCCAGAAACUUUCCCUGGAUGAUGCAGUGAAGAAAGGCCUGGUUGGCCCUGAGCUUUAUGAGGUCUUGCAACAGGCGGAAGAAGCCGUCACAGGCUACAGGGACCCCUUCACCGGCAAGGUCGUCUCCCUCUUCCAAGCAAUGAAGAAAGGCCUUUUGGCAGACAGGAAAGCCAGGCAGCUGAUGGAUGCCCAGCUGGCUACUGGGGGGGUCAUUGAUCCACACAGCGGCCACUAUGUCCCCAUAGAAUUUGCCCAGAGAAAUGGCCACCUGGAUGAGGAGUUUAGGAAAACCCUUUCCAACCCGGACAGCAACUCCAAGGCUUUCAGCAUGCUGGACAGGAGAGAAAGGGUCGGCUACAGCCAGUUGAUGGACCAGUGUCUGGAGGAGGCCCAUUCAGGCAUUCGCCUCUUGCCUCUGGCACAAACAACGUCUGCUGGCUCCACCGAAGAGCAGACCCAGCAGCGCCUUCAGGAGACCCUCGUGGAGGACAAGGGGGUCUCUCUCUGGGACCUCCUGAGUUCCGGUUACUUCACUGAGGAGCAGAAGUCAGACUUUUUGGAGAAGUACAGCUCUGGAGCAGUUUCCCUCCGCCAGCUGGUCAGCCUGGUCCAGGAGCGUAUUAACGACAUAGACAUGAAAGCUAAGACGCAGGUCACUCUACAAGGCCUGAGAGGAGCGGUGCCAGCCGUCUGGCUCGUAGAUGCAGGCAUCAUUUCAGAAAAGGUGUUUGCUGAGCUGGCCCAAGGCAAGAGAUCUCCCAGAGAAGUGUCCGAGAUGGAAAGCGUCAAGCCGUACUUGCAGGGCACAGGAAGCAUUGCUGGAGUUUUCCUUCAGUCCUCCAAAGAAAAAAUGGGCAUUUACCAAGCUAUGCGGGAAAGGCUUCUCCUGCCACGGAUGGCGGCACAGCUGCUCAGCACCCAGGCAGCCACUGGCUCCAUCGUGGACCCGGUGUCUAAUCGGAGGUUUGCCGCCGUUGAGGAUGCCAUCAAAAGUGGCGUUGUGGGAGAAGAGCUGAUGGAAGAGUUGCUGCAAGCCGAGAGGGCAGUGACUGGCUUCCCUGACCCCUACUCGGGGAAACCAAUCUCGGUGUGCCAGGCUAUUAGGAAGGAGCUCCUCCCUGCCGGCGUGGGCAUCCCUUUGCUUCAGGCUCAGCUGGCCACCGGAGGAAUCAUUGACCCUGUUCACUGCCACCACCUGCCCCUCCAAGUGGCCUUCAAGCACGGCUUGAUUGACGAAGAAAUGCAGAUGGCUCUUUCUCAGGACAGCAAGGAGAUCCAGGUUUUCUUUGACCCGAAUACCCAGGAGAGCCUGACCUAUCAGCGCCUGAAGGACAGGUGCAUCCAGGAUCCUGAGUCGGGGCUCUGGCUUCUCCCACUGUCUGAAGAGGCAGCUUUUUAUGGAGACCAGCAAGCCGUGGAAGUGCUAAACUCUUUCCUUGUCUCGGUCAGCACUGGGAGGUUUAAGGGGCAAGAGGUUUCUCUCUGGGACUUGCUUCACUCAGAGUACAUCCCGGAUACCAAGCGGAGGGAGCUGGUGCUGAGAUACAAAGGUGCACACGAGGAGCUUCUUCAGGAAAUGGCAUCGUCCAUCAAGAAUGUCAUCGAAGAGACAGAGCAACAAGGCAAGAGGUUCACCUUCAAAGGCCUGAGGAAGAAGGUGUCAGCCAACGACCUCUUCCAGUCCCAGCUGAUAGACAUGACGACCCUGGACGAACUCAGGCAGGGGAAGACAACUGUCCAGGAAGUCAGCGAGAUGGAUUCCGUCAAGUGCUUCCUGGAGGGGUGCAACUUCAUUGCAGGGGUCCUCAUAGAACCGGAUCAUGAAAAAAUGAGCCUCUAUCAAGCCAUGAGGCGAGGUCUGCUGAGACCAGGGGCAGCUCUGGUCCUACUGGAGGCCCAGGCAGCCACAGGGUACCUCAUUGACCCUGUGAAAAACAAGAAGCUCUCUGUGGACGAAGCCAUGACAGCAGGGCUGAUUGGAAAAGAAAUUCAUGGGAAGCUGCUGAGUGCAGAAAAAGCCGUCACUGGAUACACGGAUCCUUACACCAACGGGCAGAUCUCCCUCUUCGAGGCCAUGAAUCAGGAGCUGAUUGUGAGGAGCCAUGGCAUCCGCCUGCUGGAGGCGCAGAUUGCUACGGGGGGCAUCAUCGACCCCGUGCACAGCCACCGCAUCCCCGUGGAGGUUGCAUAUAAGCGAGGCUACUUUGAUGAAGACCUGAACCGCAUCCUUUUGGACCCCACGGAUGAUACCAAAGGAUUCUUUGACCCCAAUACUCACGAGAACCUCACUUACCUUCAGCUUCUCGAACGCUGCAUCCAAGAUUCAGAAACUGGGCUGUACCUGCUGCAGAUUGUCAGAAGAGGGGAAGCCUACUUCUACAUUGACGAAGCAACAAAAGGAUUUUUGAGAAUGCAGACUAUGCAUGUACAGGUCGGUCGGUAUAAAGGCCAAGCGGUCUCUCUGUGGAGCCUCCUCUGUUCCCCAUACAUCCAUGAACAGAAGAGGAAAGAUCUGGUCAGGCAGUACAAGGGUGAGAAGCUCAGUUUGCCGCAGCUCUGCAGAACCAUUGCCGCCAUCGUGGAGGAAACGGAGCGGGCAACCCAGGAGCUGAAGCUGAAGGGGCUGCGGGGGCAAGAGGUCUCUGCUGCAGAGCUCUUCAAUGCAGAAAUCCUUGACAAGGCGACUGUGGACCGGCUGCACCAGAAGACCCUUCCGCUGCAGCAGCUUGCCCAGAGGGACACCGUGAAGCGCUACCUGGAGGGGACAGGCUGCAUUGCAGGUGUCUUGGUAGCUGGGGAGAAGCUGCUUGCCUAUGAGGCCAUGAAGAGAGGCUUUAUCUCCCCAGAACACGCUCUGCCGUUACUAGAAGUGCAAGCUGCCACAGGGCUCCUGACUGACCCGCUGGGGAAGAAGUCCCUCUCAGUUGACCAGGCCGUCUCUCUUGGGCUGGUUGGGGAGGAGUUCCACAAGGCGCUCCUCCUUGCUGAGAAAGCCGUUACUGGACACACCGACCCCUCCACAGGAGACAAGGUCUCCCUUUUCCAAGCCAUGCAAAGUAAACUGGUAGAGAAGGCCUAUGCCCUCCGGCUGCUGGAGGCGCAGAUGGCCGCGGGGGGCAUCAUUGACCCCGUGCACAGUCACCGCCUCCCUGUGGAGGUGGCUUGCAGGCGGGGCUACUUGGAUGAAGAAACCUGCAUCCUGCUUUCUGACGAGGGGCUUGUUCCCAAAGGAUUUGUAGAUCCCAACACCCAGGAAAGGAUUACCUACGCUCAGCUCCUGCUCAGGUGCACCAAAGAUGCAAAGACAGGGGCAUACCUGCUGCCGUUAUUAGAGAAGAGAGAGUAUAUAUUUGUGGAUGAAAAAACGAAGCGUGUCCUCUCAUCUUGCAAAAUAAACGUAGGUCUUGGGAAAUACAAAGGACAUGCCAUUUCCCUUUGGGAACUCCUUUCUUCUGACUACAUUACAAAAGAAAAGCAGAAAGAAAUGAUUAAAAAAUAUAAAGAGGGGGGUGUUGAAAUUCUGAAGUCUAUCGCAGGGCAAAUACUGAAGAUAAUAGAGGAAAGAGAAGACCACAGAAAAGACAUAUGGUUCCAAGGACUACGGUGGCAAGUCACAGCUUCCGAACUACAAAAGGCAGAGAUCAUUGAUGAAGAAACGUUGAACAAUUUGGAAGAAGGAAAAGAGAGAGCGCAGGAUGUCGCCCAGAUGGAUUCAGUGAAGAGGUACCUGGAAGGCAACAGCUGCAUGGCUGGAGUGCUGGUGCCAUCCAGGGCAGACCCUUCCAAGUCAGAGAAGAUGACCAUCUACCAGGCCAUGCGGAAAGGCAUUCUGAGGCCAGGCACGGCCCUGGUGUUGCUGGAGGCACAGGCCGCCACGGGCUUCAUCACCGACCCCCUGGGGAAUCAGAAACUCUCCGUCGAUGACGCUGUCUCUGUUGAACUGGUUGGGGCCGAGCUGCAGGAGAAGCUUCGCUCUGCAGAGAGGGCUGUGACUGGAUAUAAGGACCCCUAUACGGGAAACAAGCUCUCCCUCUUCCAGGCCAUGAAGAAAGGUCUCAUAGUCAAAGAGCAUGGGAUCCGCCUGCUGGAAGCCCAGAUUGCCACGGGGGGCAUCAUUGAUCCUGUGCACAGUCACCGCCUCCCCGUGGAAGUAGCGUACAAGCGGGGCUACUUUGAUGAGGAAAUGAACCGGAUCCUCUCUGAUCCCACCGACGACACCAAGGGUUUCUUUGACCCAAACACACACGAAAACCUCACUUACCUGAAGCUUCUGCAGCGGUGCCUGCCCGACCCAGAAACUGGUUUGCUGCUGCUCCACGUCAUGGACAAGGGCUGCUUCUCCUCUUCCCUCAACGAGAACACCCGGAAGGCUUUGCAGGCGGCCAAGACCCAGAUCGGCGUGGGGCUGUUCCUCCUCCCCACACCUUCCCCUGACCAACAGUUCUCCGCUUGGGACAUUCUGUUCUCCGAGCGCUUCACAGAGCACGAACGGGAAGAGCUUCUGAGCAGAUACAGGAGGGGCAGCCUCCCCCUUGAGGAGCUCACAAAGAUUCUCACCGACCGCCUUCCCAGAGCCACAAGCAGCGAACGUCAUCUUCCCACAGACUUCCACACCUCCAGCUCAAGUGCCGAGGCCGAAGACACCAGAGAAUGGGGGGAAGAGGAUCCUGCCGACCUGCGGAAAGAGGAGGCUCUGAAGUCCCGGAAGGUGGAGGUCACGGCUGCGGCGUUUCACGGGCGUAAAGUGUCGGUGUGGGAGGUACUUCAUUCCAAGUACAUCCCUGUGGAGAAAAGGAAGGAGCUUCUACAACUGUACCGAUCGGGCAUCCUCACCAUUGACCAGAUGGAGACCGUGGUCACCGCCAUCGUCAAUAAGACAGAGGACAUGAAAUCAGGAAAUCAGCAUCCUUCACAGUAUGACCUUUUUCAGUACACAUUGGAGUUGGAGGACAUCAAUGACAUUAUCCGUAAUAUCCAGGACCAGAGAACAUCCACCUGGGAUCCUUUCUUUUUCAGGUGUGUGUCUAAGACCAGUGAGGAAAUGAGUCACCUCAAAUCUCGAGAAUUGGCAGGUAGUGUCCCUGCAGAUGGCAGGGUGAUGUCUACUGCGGUUACACAAAUGGGGACCUCAAGCGAUGGGGCUUCUGUCUUUUGCGAGCCUUCACUAGGAAACAUUUCCUUUCCCCAAGCCUCUGAGGAGCCUUUGGUAGAAAGCACAUUUCACUCACAGAGUGAUUUAAAGUCUCGAUUGUUAAAUUUCCCAGUUGCUGAGUUCCAUGGAAAAGAAACCUCAUUGUGGGAUCUGCUGCAUUCUCAGUACAUUUCCCACGAGAAAAGGAAGGAGCUGCUGCAGCUCUAUCAAUUGGGCGAUCUCACCCUUGAUCAGAUGGAAUCGGCGGUGAUCGGCACCAUCCACCCAGACGAGGGGGGGGAAGAGUGGCCGAGCAGAGGCUGGUCAACAAGCGGCAGCCCCGAUUCCACAGCAGCAGCUGACAGUGCGUCCCAGGCUCAGCAGCUGCAAUUGAAGAAGACGUUGAGGGCCACUCUGGUCCCUGUGACGGUGGGAGAAUAUAAGGGGCAACGCAUGUGUGUUCUGGAUCUCCUCUUUUCUAGAUACGUCCCUCAGGAUAAAAGGCAGGAGCUCCUUGAACUAUACAGGGCGGGGACUUUACUCGUCGAGGACUUGAUAAGCACAAUCACUGGCCUGCUGGAAGAGGCGGAACGCCAGACCCAUCUGCCACCGCCUGCCCUUGCCCGUCCCCAGAGACAGCGUGAUAUCUGCAUCCAGGUCCAAGUGAUGCCAGGAGACAAGCGCUCUGCCUCGGGGUGUCCAGAGGGAGCCCCCAUCAUGCAAGUCCGUGAAGAAGCCCACUGGCCCUUUCCUAACCUGAUGGAUCCCCGGGAGGAUCAGGUCAUCGCGGGCAUCCUGAAGGAGCCUGGCCGGGAGCAGCUGAGCAUCCGACAAGCCAUGCACCGGGGCCUCCUCACGCAUGGAACAGGCCUGGCCCUGCUGGAGCACCAGGCCGCCUCUGGCUACAUCGUGGACUGUGCCAAGAACCGGCUGCUCUCGGUGAGAGAUGCGAAGAACGCGGGUCUGCUGGACCGGGACCACUUCAACACGCUCCUGAUUGCCGAGAAAGCCGUGACCGGCUACACGGAUCCCUUCUCAGGGAACAAAAUCUCCCUCUUCCAGGCCAUGAAGAAAGGUCUCAUAGUCAAAGAGCAUGGGAUCCGCCUGCUGGAAGCCCAGGUGGCCACGGGGGGGCUCAUCCACCCCAUGCACAGCCACCGCCUCCCUGUGGAAGUGGCCUACAAGUGGGGGUACCUGGAUGCUGAGAUUUUCCACCUGAUCUCCAACCCGGCCAACCACACCAAGAGGUGCUUUGACCCCAAUGCCCGUGAGAACCUCACCUACCUGCAGCUCCUGCCCCGCUGCAUCCUUGACUCGGACACUGGGCUGCUGAUGUUCCAGGUGAUGGAUAAGGGGUGCGUCCACCUGGACGAGAACGCACGGAAGUCCUUAAAGUCUGCCACCGUGAAGGUCCAGGCGGGGAUUUUCCAGGGCCAGGAAGUCUCCUUGUGGGACCUUCUCUUCUCCAGGUACAUCCUCCAGAGCAAGCGGAAGGAGCUCCUGAAGCAGUUCAAAUCUGGCUCCGUGACCCUUCCGGAGAUGACGCAGAUGCUCACCUCCAUCAUUGACGAGGCGGAGACGAAAAGCAAGUCGAAGCCCAUCCAAAUGAUGCCUCUGUGCGAGAGAGACAAAAGCCGCUGCAGCUCUGAGAGGGAGAUCAUAGAAAAGAUCCUGAAGUCCAGGGUGGUCAUGAUGCCAGCUGGGGAGUUCGCUGGACACAAGAUCUCCGUGUGGGACCUCCUCCAUUCCAAGUACAUCCCUAAAGGGAAGAAGAAGGAACUCCUGAAGCUGUUUGCAACCGGCGUCCUCACGGUGGACCAGAUGGAAGUGGUGGUUACUGCCAUUGUGGCCAAAGUGGAGGAAGAGAAGGCCAAAAUGUUGGGUGCAGGCCAGGAGGACGAGAGUCGGUGUGAGUCCCACGACACCCAAGUGCAGCAAUCCUUAAAGCUGAUCCAGAUCCCGGUAACCUCCGGCCAAUUCAAAGGACAAAACAUGUCUGUGCUAGAUCUCCUCUUCUCUAAAUAUUUUUCCCGUGAGAAAAGGCAGGAGCUGCUGGAGCUCUAUGGCUCAGGGGUGCUGAGCCCCAAGCAGAUGGUGGAAGCCGUGAGGAGCACCCUGGAGAAAGUAGAGGCCAGCAGGAAGAGGUUCAUGGUGAGGAUUAAGGGUCGGAGCCAGGAAGCCUCAGGGAGCAAGCAGGUGGCGGCAGCUUCCAGCUCCUCCUCCGCCUCCCAGGAGGCCGACGACUUGCUGAAGGCCAAGAUGGUCAUCCUCCCUGCGGGAGAGUUCCGGGGGCAGCAGAUGUCUGUGUGGGACCUUCUCUCCUCUCAGUACAUCACGAGAGACAAAGGGGAGGAGCUGCUGAGGAAGUACAGGGAAGGAACCUUCACCGUGCAGGAGAUGGCCUCCACGCUCACCAUCCUGGCAUCCCUGCACGACCUCUUCUCUACCCUGGAGAAAACCCCUUCCAGAACUGGCACAAAGGCUUCAGCCCGGGGCUCGCUUGGCCCUCCCACGGUGUCGUUUGAGGGAGAAGAGGAGGAGGAGGACGAGGAGGACGAGGAAGACAAUGACAAUGAGGACAGUGGUGACGAGGACCAGAAGAAGAAGGAGAAGGUCUUGAAAUCGAGAAUGGUGGCGGUCCCUGUGGGGGAAUUCGCUGGGCAGAAGGUCUCUCUCUGGAAAUUGCUCCACUCCAGGUACUUCCCAGAGAAGAAGAGGAAGGAAGUCCUGAAGCUGUACAGGAUCGGGAUUCUCUCAGCUGACCAAAUGGAAACCAUCGUCACAACGGUCGUAACCAAACUUUGUGAAGAAAAGAUUAAAGAAGACCGGCACGGAAGCAGCCCUCCGGGCCACCGCCUGAAGGAAACCGGGGUGGCCGAGGUCUCCGCCGAGAGGCUCAGGGAGAGGACCAUGGAAAGUCUGACCUUUGAGUUUCCCGUAGGGGAGUUCCAAGGCCGGAGGGUGACCGUGUGGGACCUGCUCUUCUCCAACUACGUCCCGGACGCCAAGCGGCAGGAGCUCCUGGCCAAAUAUGCCACAGGGGCGCUGAACAACCAGGAUCUGCUGGCUGCCCUCACUGCCCUCAUCACAGAGGCCCACAGCCAGAGGAAUAUGCUCAGCAUCCCGCCCCUCUUCCCCCUGCUGCCCCGGGAGGCUUCGUACAUGAUGUUUGGGCCCCCCAGGGCCUCCAUGCAAGACCUCCUGGGGCCCCAGGAACAAGAAGCCCAGAACAACGGAAAGGUGACCUACAGCGAGGUCACAAUGACCACCACGGUGGUUCAAGGAGCCGAGCAAAAGCCGGAAUGA
Molecule: messenger RNA, 11295 nt
Organism: Thamnophis sirtalis
Lineage: Eukaryota; Metazoa; Chordata; Lepidosauria; Squamata; Natricidae
Source: RefSeq, a predicted model, not a curated record